GUAAGGUUGUCUACACAAAAGACUGGGCAAAUCGAUCGCGGUCGAGUUGCCGUGCCUUGUUCAAAAAACAGCUGGUUCACUUGCAUUGCAAUACGGACAGGAAUAGCAGCCAUCAGCUGAUUGCUGAGAGGGGCUAUCAAGAUCGGAUGCAUAGCAAGCCGAAUAGGCUACUAAUUUUUGUCCUGUGAUAACUUAUUUUUUGUAAAUUCGAACUACAAACUGAAACCAUUGUUGGAGAAGUGCUGCUGUUACUUCACUUUAUUGCAUUCCAGCAGAGUCAGAGAAUUAUUUCGAUUUCUCCUCGAUCUCAUCAUCAUCGCACUUUCGCAGAUGAUCACUCAGGCUUUCCGUCCGUCGUUGACUUUGACCCUUUUUAUAUUAUAUCCGAUUUGAGAAAUUUGUGGGACAAAUUGUCAAUAGAAAAGGAGCUUCCAAAGAUUUCAACCAAAGUACUAAGGAAAGGAUCUACUUGUUUAGAUUGUAUUUCAUACAAAAAAAAUCUGAAAUAUCACCAAAUUGAUUUCGAAGUGGACUGCCAGACUUUCCGCGCAAGUUGGACUGCAAGCACUGUACGGUACAUCGGGCUCUGAGUCUGAGUGUUGUUGCUCUUGUCUUGACGCUUGGCAAAGAUGACUUGCUGUUUGACAUUUAUAUCUCAUCCACAAGGUUUGACCUUGCAGAAUGGGCCAUUCUAUUCAUUAUAUGACACAGCUGGUGGCGACUAUGAAAAGAUCUGGAAUGAACACUGCGAAGAUGAAGUCUCCUUGGGAGAAUAUGCCUAUGCCAUGCAACACCUUGCUCAAGAACAUUGGUCAGCUAAACAUGCAGAUGACAGGAUAAAAUGGUGCCAUGAUGCUUGCAUAGAAUACUUCUUUCAAGGUGGUAUGAAAACUGUACUGGACAAGGAUAGGAGGAGAAGGGAACACCAUCGACAAAGGAAGGAGGAAUCUAGGUGGCUGUGCAAUGGCUCUACCUUCGUUAGGAACCUUAAUGGCAAUUCAAAUGGCAACAAUAUAUCAUCAUCAUUACUCUCUUCACUAGAAGAAUUUCACCAACAGUAUUUUGACCAAACACAUCCCUUAGGCAACAGGCAUAAUGCAAUAUCUCUGCCAUUUUCUGGCCAGUUAAGACUUCUAGAUGUAGGCAGCUGUUUCAAUCCAUUCCUAGAAUAUGAUGAAUUCCUAGCAGUUGGUAUAGACAUCUCACCCGCAGUUGAAAGUGUUCAUAAAUGUGACUUCUUGAAUCUUCAAAUACAACAACCUCUUCAAGUAGCUCCAGACACAGUAAAUAGAUACCUAAGAACGUUAAAAAGUCCUGUGGAGACACUUCCUAGGGAGUGCUUUCAUGUCAUAGUCUUCUCUCUGCUUCUGUCCUACUUUCCUUCACCAUACCAAAGAUGGAUUUGUUGUCAGAAGGCUCAUCAACUGUUACAGAUGAAUGGCCUUCUCUUAAUCAUCACCCCUGACUCCUCUCAUCAGAACCGCAAUGCUGGUAUGGUCAAGAGCUGGAGGACUGCCAUAGAGUCAUUGGGGUUCACCAGAUGGCGCUACCGUAAGGAUACACACAUGCAUUAUAUGGCUUUCCGUAAGACUUCUCAAGAACCACCAGGUGAUCUGUCUGGCAAUGAAGUUGGACCAGACAUGCUCUACAUCCCACAGGACUUUAAUGAAGAAGUAGAGGAAAGCGUGUUUUCUGACUGUCUUCCCAAGACUGAAGCAGAGAUAGCUGACUUGAGCGAGGCCUUCAAUGAACUGCCAUCACAUUUUGUUGAUGAUUUAUCUGAGCUAUGGUAGAAGUCUUCAAUAAGACUAUAUCAAAAAUAACCUCAGAGUAGAUAGAACCUUGGACUUCAGUUCUUUCAAGAUGGUGUUUGAAUGAGUAUAUUUGUUUCAGAUAGUAUAAGUGCCUUUUUCCAAACUCACCAGCUAUCAAAUCUUGUCACUAUGAAUAAUGUAUGCAUGUAAAAAAAAAAAAAGACUAAAUAUGGUAUAGAUUGGCAGAGAGGGGGGGGUAUUUUCCAUGGCCUGUGAAGACUUUUUUUUUCAUAGCGUUUCUGAUAAUAUGGAAUGCACAUGAAAUGUCAACUGUAACUUUGUGAAAAGCUUGAGUGCUGCUCACAAGAUGUCACCAAAUUUAAACAUUUAAUAUCUUGUUAUUCUUUAGUGGAAUGUGGUUAACCCUUUAUUGAUAUGUCUCAGCCAGCUUGCUGUUAUGAUGAACACCCUUUAAUGAUUGAAGAGUACAACAUUGUGAAAGUAUCUUCAACUAGAAUUUUAAUUUUGAAAUGGAAAACCCAUGUGAUCAUAUAUCCCAUUGCUUUGGUGUAAUGAAGUAAAAGUCACAUUGGUGUGUUGUGUCAAUUGGAUGUUCUUGUGAAUUGUUUUAGCAUUUGAUCACAUAACAAAUCAGUUGGAUGUUAUAUAUGUGUGAUGCUUAAAAGUAGCAUGUAGAAAUGAUAAAUGACAUACAGUCUUGCAAUGCAACUGUGUAGAUCAUCUCAAAUGUUCCACUAUAAAUUAGGUUGUAAAAUACUUAUCCCCAGUACCCUGUCAUACCCUUUUCCUCAUUCUUCCUAUAUUCAUCACAAUUCUAGUACUCUUUGAAUUUAGACCCCCCCCCCCCUUUUUUUUUAUAGAGUGGGGUUGGGUGGUCUAUCUUACUAUAUUUAUCAACCCUGCUUAGAAUCAAAGUUAGUAUUAAUUUUUGUAAUAAACAGGGAGUACUACUUUAAAUUUUAUCCAAUCUGCUGUUUGAAAAAGUUGGUUCCAGAAAUUCUACAGUCCACCCACUAUUGAGUGAUGUCAUGGGUGGUAUUGGUAAGAGCCUGUCUUAAGUAAAGAUUCAAUUUCAGUGUUAGAGCAAUAAUGAGAAAACACUCCCUUCUAUUCAUAUGAGAAGGAUUUAAGUUGGGUUCUAUGUCUGGACAUCUUUGCUAUUGGAACUUUCAUGUCUUACAAUAUCCAAAAUAUUUUCCAACAGUUUUGUGUAGAUUUGCUUGGAUUUUUAUUUUCUGUUUCAUCUGUCCAGACAUAUAAGGUCUUUAUUUAUAUUCUGUCGGCAUUCACCAGCCAAUUAAUCAGUAUUAGCUCUAUUGAACAAGAAAUGCUGUAUUUUUCUCACUUAACAAACAAAAUUCAUCAUAUCUACCUAUCUAUACACCUUUAUUCUGAUGCUAAUUUCUUACAAGGUCGGUGAUUAUUUUUGUGGUCACUAAGUUGUGAACAAUUCAUCUUCAGUAUUAUUAUUAUUAUUCAGUGCACUUCUGUAGUGUGAACAUUAUGAUGAAAUAUCACUGUGAUAUGAAGUAUAGUGCAAUUUUUCUCUUAUGACCGUUGACAGUCAAUUUUAGGAAGGUUCUUGUACAUUUACUAGUGCUGUUAUUGAUAACCUCUUUAUCAUUGUCAAUAAUACCCACUGUUAGGGACAUGAUGGAAUUUACGGAAACAGCCCUUUGAAAGCGGUUUUUCAAACGGCAAACAUAUUUUUCCUCAAAAUGCACAAAACAGCACCAGAAAUUACUCCAAAAUCUCAACAAAAUACAAAUACUUGUCACAAAACACAAUCUCUCUUCACCAAUAUUCAAUCAAUGCAUAAAAAGUGUGAAUUGAUUAUCAUUUUUGUCAAUAUUGGAAAGAUAUGUUUUUAGUGAUUUAUUGACAGAAUUUUAUUGCCCAUAACGGCACUAGCAUUUACAGCAUUUCAAAUGAUAAGGUUUUGUAAUAGUUAAUGCUGCAUUUUGAGCUAAUUUCUCCAAGGGCUUAUUUAUGACUUUGGAUGUUAUCACCCUACUUUAACUCAAACAUCUAUAAAAAAAAAAAUUCCUACUAUUUAUACAUCCAUAUACCUUAUAUUGUUUCAAUUCAAAACAAGGUUGAUUUACAUGUAAUAGGGAUGAAUUCAAAGUUGUGAGAGUUAGAACCACUCCACCAAGAAGCUUUAAUGAUAAAUUUCCAUGGAGAAUGAAUAUGCAUUGAAGUUUCCCACGGUGAUCUGAUCCAUCCAUUCUCUCUUGGUGCAUAGUGAAUUUUACAUUUAUAUACUCUGUAUGUCACACCAAAGAUGUCAUUUGUGUAUAAAACCCAGCCACUGGCCAACCAUGUUUAGUUUUUUAGAGAGUUGUGAUGUCCAUUCCAUUUAUGCUCUAUAUCAACUAUCUUACCUUUGCUUUUCAUUUUAAUUUGAUAGUCCAUCCAAAUAUAACUUUGUUGAUGUAGUGUGUACACCAAAUAAGGUUUUUUUCAUAAUAUUUUCAUUAUAUGCAAAAGGUAAGCAUGAACUGCAAACCAUUGACGUGUAAUUACAUGUAGUUGCAUUCCCUGCUAUGACAACUAUUAGAGUGAACUCUCCAAUAGUAUUGUGAUUUUUUUUUAUGCACAUCAGAAGCUUUCUAAAUGCCAAAUUGAUUAUUUUCUGUUCUACCUGUACUUAUUUUGUUAGUUGUCAAGACUGAUUUUAUAAGCCACUAUGUCAUGAACUUCUUUCUGUAAUUUUUUGUUCUCUAUCUUGUUUUUUCUUUAAAAAAAAAAGCAGAGUGUACAUGGGACGGGAGGCAACCAAAUUUAAGUACUUUGUAUAUUAUAUUCCUCUUGAAAUAGCAAAGUAAUGUUAUAGGUGAAUCCUCAAUUUCCAGUGGCAGAAAUAAGAUUGAAUAAAUGAAAAAUAUUGGAUGCGAAAUAGUAUUUGAAUUAUUGCAUAGGACAAUCUGUUGUGCCAAAAUAGAAAAAUACUUAGGUAUAAGCUGGACAAUGGACAGCAUAACAUAUUCCAAAAUCAUUAUUUGACAUCCAGUUUUCAGUGACAGGGUUUGCUAGCUGGCUAAAACACAAUGUCUGGAAUAAAUAUAUCGAUAUAAAAUGCUAGGAAUAUAUAUCUAUGUUUGUACAUGUUUUAUGUAUUUGAAAUACUCUUGUUGAUAUUUGAUAUUUUAUUAAGAAGAGAUUGAUUAAAUUUUGCAAAAGCA
Messenger RNA from Lytechinus variegatus (green sea urchin), 4960 nucleotides. It is a transcript of the gene bmt2, whose product is annotated as S-adenosylmethionine sensor upstream of mTORC1-like. Gene Ontology annotation, biological process: negative regulation of TORC1 signaling. NCBI's taxonomy places the organism in Eukaryota, Metazoa, Echinodermata, Echinoidea, Temnopleuroida, Toxopneustidae. The coding region runs from base 630 to 1793 and encodes 387 amino acids. The record is from RefSeq and is a predicted model, not a curated record. The transcript is spliced from 5 exons.